AAUAUAAUUUCAAUUCCUAUUUUAUACCAAAUUAAACUUGAAGGAGAGGAAUUUAAUAUUUCAUUUUUAAUUCUACUAAAUUUUUAAUUUUGAUUCCAUCAGGAAAUCAAAUGCUAGCUUAAUUUAAUACUUAUUAAAUGCUAGCUUAAUUUAAUACUUAUUUAUUUUUAGAUGACUUUCAAAAUUCGAAUCCUUUCUAGGGUUUAAUUGGGCGAAGGGCAAUUGAACCGCAAGCCCCGCCUUUGAGGUUCGAACGAGAAUGGGGAGGAAGAAGAAACACAAAGACGCAGAGAAGAACGGCAAGAACGAAUCUCCCCCUGCUUCGACGGUUUUCAAGACCCUUUUCGGAGAGAUUCCUGAGCAAGAUGUCUCCACUUCGAUCUUCUCUGAGAGCAAUCCCUUUCGAAGGAAGCCCAGUGAUCGCACCCAAAAGUUUGGUUCAGAUGAAGCUCUCGAAGACACUGCAAAUGGCGUGUCUGAGAACCCUCUUGCGCAUGAGAUGAAGAAGAGGAAGAGAGGCGGAGAAGAAAAUGCUGGCGCCGGUCCUUAUUCUGUCGAGGGUGGUUCGGACAAUGUGUUGGAAAGUGCGAAGGCGAAGAAGGUUAAGGGCAAAACCCCUGAUUUGGAUUUUGAAAUGAGGGGAAAAUUGAAGAAAGGCCAAGGGGAAACCCUCAAUUUGGAUUUUGAAUUGAAUAGAAAGAAAGGAAAAAGCCCAGAUAUGGGUAUUGUAGUGAAGGGAAUGCGGACUUUGGAUAUUGAGACGGAAGGCCAAAGCCGGGAUUUGGAUACUGGGGAGGAGAAGAGGAAGAAGAAGAAGAGGAAGAGAGAUGAGAUUGAGAGGGAGUAUGAGGAGAGGAUGUAUGGUCCACCAGAUAAAGUAGAGGGGCAAGAGUGGGGAUUAGGUGGGAAGGCUGUUGGGGAGAAGAGGAAGACGGUAGAUAAUCCAGCAGAUAUGUUGGUUUCGAAGGAGGGGUUUGAUGAUGAGAAUAAGCUCUUGAGAACUGUCUUCGUUGGGAAUUUGCCACUGAAAAUGAAGAAGAAGGCUCUUUUGAAAGAGUUUAGCCAGUUUGGAGACGUUGAGUCAGUGAGGAUUCGGUCUGUGCCAAUCUUAGAUAGCAAAACACCAAGAAAGGGUGCUAUAUUACAGAAGAAAAUCAAUGAGUCUGUUAACAGUGUUCAUGCCUAUAUUGUUUUCAGAACAGAGCAAUCUGCUGAAGCUUCUUUGGCCCAUAACAUGUCUGUGGUUGGAGGAAAUCAUAUCCGUGUGGACAGGGCAUGUCCACCUCGCAAGAGAAUGAAAGGAGAAAAUGCUCCACAUUAUGAUAAUAAGAGGACGGUUUUUGUGGGCAAUCUUCCGUAUGAUGUGCAGGAUGAAGAAAUUUAUCGAUUUUUCUGCAAUAUUAAACAUUUGGAAUCUAGCAUUGAAGCUGUUCGGGUUAUUAGAGAUCCCCAUACAAGUGUGGGAAGGGGUAUUGCUUAUGUGUUGUUUAAAACAAGGGAUGCUGCAAACUCUGUUGUCAAGAGAAACUUGAAGCUCCGUGAUCGAGAACUGAGGCUGUGUCAUGCAAAGGCGGAUUCCACACCAUCCAAGAGGAAACACCAAUCACCUUCAAGAGCAGAUGAUUCCUCAGGCAAGAAGUUGGCAAUGGCUUCAAGCGCUCAUCAAGGGAGUGAUUGGAGGGGGAAGGCGAAGGCUGCCAUCUCCUACCAGGGCUUGCAAGCUGGCAAAUCUGGUGCUCAAAGGACGGCAUCUCCAAAGAUGAAGCCAAUGAAUUCAAAGCCAAGGUCUCAGAGUGGGAAGAAGGUAAAUGAAAGCAAACAGAAAAGACCAGCAGUUGCUGCAAGAAAGGCAGCUGCUAGAGUGGCAAAUGCACAGAAGAGUGGCGGUGCUUCAAAGGUGACAGGACAAAAGCGCAAGCUGGAAAAACGGACUCCAGAUAGUUCCCACCGGAGUAAGAAAUCCAAAAAAUUGAGGUAGCAUCGGAGUAAGAAUAUGCAAGAAAUGUCAUAUUCCGUGCCUUCUCAGAUAGCAUCGGCUCUAGCUAAAAUGUGCAUGCCUGAGGGAGAAGUUUAAAGAUAAGUUGCAAACCGAGUUUUAUUGUGAAACAUGUAUGCUAGUGCAUUGAAUUUGUUAUUUAUGGAGGAUGGGCUGUUUAAUUUGUCACUCGGGAAUAAGAUGGCUUUAAGCAGGCAUUUGUUUGUGUUGAAUGACAAGGGCAUGUUUGGGCGGAGGACUACCUUCUAGUUUCUAAUAUAAUGGUUAACUAGGAACGUGGCCUGUUGUCCAUGGUUCCAAUUAAUUAAUGUAGCAAUUUACUGUAAGGAAGCAACAACCAUGUAUUAUACUGACAAAGCAGUCCUUGUUUCUCCCAUACCAACUCAACUCAUUAAGUGCAAAAUUUCUUUCAUCGAAA
Molecule: messenger RNA, 2414 nt
Organism: Malania oleifera
Lineage: Eukaryota; Viridiplantae; Streptophyta; Magnoliopsida; Santalales; Ximeniaceae
Product: nucleolar protein 12
Exons: 6
Coding region: 260-1978 (572 amino acids)
Molecular function (GO): RNA binding
Source: RefSeq, a predicted model, not a curated record